Brassicogethes aeneus is the source of this 1313-nucleotide messenger RNA. The record is from the annotation of a GenBank genome assembly. Lineage: Eukaryota; Metazoa; Arthropoda; Insecta; Coleoptera; Nitidulidae.
AUUUAAAUGAGAAUAUUCGUUUUUAAAAAUGGUGUCUUCGAGCUUCAGCAACGUCGGAUUGUUCCCCUAACCUCGUUUUUUUCAAGACCAUCAAAACAAACAAAAUGGUAAGGAAGCGUAAUAAAAGGAAAUCGCGGGGCAAAAUUUAUCAGAGCGACGAAAGCGACGAUGAGGUUAAAAGUGAUAGUCCUGUUCCGGAAGAGCCGGUGCAAAAAACGUACAGUUUGCGUAAAAGAAGCCGACCGAAUUUUUCCGAAGGUUUCGAAUACGAUUUGGACGAUGAUGGGUGCAUAGAAAAGUUGGAAUCCGAGGAUGAAGAGUUUGUUUUGGAAGGCGGUAACGAUGAGGGUGUGCUUCCACAGUUAGAAUUGGAACCUUCGGAAGGUGAUGAGUUUGUGAACGAAUCUACAUAUGUGAAGAAAAUCGAGCCUGAAAAAACGACAGAAGUAAAACCCGACGAGUUGAUAGACUUUGAGGACAUGAUAAGGGCCGAUAUUGUUGUGAAUAGUAAUAUUAUUGAUUAUGAUAACCUCAUUGAGAAAUCGGAGAUCAAAGUGUUACAAUUUAAUAAACCAAUAGAAGAAAAACCAGCAAGUAAACUGCCUGGGAAGAAAAGAGGUAGAAAACCGAAAAAUUACAAUGAGACAAACAGUGUCGAAAAUGGACACAGCAUAUUCCAAGACCUUUUAGUACCUAUGAUAGAAAGUACAACUCACAAUGACUCAAAUAGUAGUGACGAUCUUCCAUUGGCUGUGGCAUUCAGACGGCAGUCAAAAUCCGAAGAUACAAUACCAAAUGGACAAAACGACACAGACAUAGCAGCUAUAAAUACAGAUAUAACAUCUGAAGCUGAUAAUUUAAACGGCAAUUCUUCUCCGAUGAAGCUAGUACCCUCAGUGGAAUCUCAAGGUUCGGAGGACGAUGUGGUUUUAGUUGAAGAGCCCCAACAAAUAAUUGUGUUAGAUGAUGAUUAAUGUGCCCGUUUUCGCGGUAUCCUUUAGUAUUUAUUUAUGUUUUUAAUAAAUGUCCAUUAUAAUACAGUUUUUAUGCAUAUUGGGUCUGAAAAUGAUUGUUUAAAUGCCAUGCAAUGAAAUUCCAAAAUAAUUUUUUGCUCCAAUGUGCAUGACUGAUUGAUUUUUUGUGAUAAUUCUGUAUGAAUUUGAUUAAAUUUGUAUUUUUUUUUUGCAAUAAUUAUGAAAUUAAAUUAUGAACAAAAAUUGGUUUAUAAUGUCUUCAUAUAAUUUUGUUGGUAUGAAAGUAUUGACAUUUGUUACUGUGUACUUUUUUAAUUUUAUUUUAAAGAUUUGUAUUCC